Molecule: messenger RNA, 857 nt
Organism: Episyrphus balteatus (marmalade hoverfly)
Lineage: Eukaryota; Metazoa; Arthropoda; Insecta; Diptera; Syrphidae
Product: coiled-coil domain-containing protein 124
Exons: 2
Coding region: 130-762 (210 amino acids)
Biological process (GO): transcription by RNA polymerase II
Cellular component (GO): nucleus
Molecular function (GO): transcription coactivator activity
Source: RefSeq, a predicted model, not a curated record
CUUGUCACUGUCAUAACAAAAAACCAAGUCAUAUCAAUUUUUUGUCCAAUUCACAAAAUUUAAUUUAAAUUAAAUUUUGCUUUCCAUUUCCACUAAAAACAAAUAAAAAACUAUCUAAAUUCGUUCGCUAUGCCAAAGAAAAUGGGUCUAAACUCCAAAGCCGUCGAAGCACGCGAACGUAAACAAGCCAUCAAAAAAGAAGCCAUGACCAAAGCCGAAAAAGAAGCUGAAGAUCGUCUAUGGCAAGAUGACGAUAAGACUUUAGCCAAAAAGAAGCAACGCAAAGAAGAGGAAGAUCGCAAACGUGCUGAAGCCGCGAAGCGAAAGGCCGAAGCCAAGGCUUUGUUAGACGAAGAAAUGUCUUCCAUCCGAACGCAAGGCAAACAAUCAAUGAGCAAAGUCAAUCGAUUGCAAAUCCAAGAGGAAAUCGAAAAACGAAACAAAAAUGUCGAACUUAUCAAUGCUCCCAAAAUACCUGCGAAAGUUGUUGUCCCCGAACCGAUUCUGGAGGAGAAUCUUAACAGAGCAAUGGCGGACACUGUUGUGGCGACGAAUGUUGAUCAAGCUUUGGCUGCUUUGAGAAUCGAAGGUGAAGAAAAACAUCCAGAGAAACGUAUGCGAGCUGCCUAUAAAGCUUUUGAAGCUGUUAACCUGCCAAUUAUUAAAGCUGAGAAUCCUUCACUGCGUUUGUCUCAAUGGAAGCAAAUGUUGAUGAAAGAAUGGAAUAAAUCGCCAGAUAAUCCAUUUAAUCAACGAGACUAAAAACAAUGACAAAUAAAUGAAUGAUAGAAAUAUCUUUGUGAGGAUUUCUAAGAAGAUUUUUUGGUGGAUAUCCCGAUUUGGCUUCAAUUUUUAUU